Artibeus jamaicensis (Jamaican fruit-eating bat) is the source of this 2269-nucleotide messenger RNA. RefSeq names its product atypical chemokine receptor 2 (gene ACKR2). Gene Ontology annotation, cellular component: membrane. The transcript has 4 exons. Gene Ontology annotation, biological process: chemotaxis; G protein-coupled receptor signaling pathway; immune response. Gene Ontology annotation, molecular function: chemokine receptor activity. The record is from RefSeq and is a predicted model, not a curated record. NCBI's taxonomy places the organism in Eukaryota, Metazoa, Chordata, Mammalia, Chiroptera, Phyllostomidae. Bases 547 to 1725 code for a protein of 392 amino acids.
ACAUUUCCUAUAUAAGCCCUGACCCAGAAUCAAGACUGCAGCCAGGGGUAUCGGGACGAUGCUCUGACCAAUGAGCUGCUGGGCCACAGCCAAGCUGGGCUUAUUAUCAGUGAGAGAAAACAGUGUGUGGCUGUGCAGCCAGGCUGGGCUGGGGCAGGGUGCCUUCAGCCUUCAGUCAGGAUGUGUGGGGGAUGUCCGGAGAGCGGAAGAGCUUAGGAGGAAGAAGGCAUCCUCUGUACUUCCCUGAGUAAGAAGGACCCCAGACGCUGCAGCUGUCCUCCUGCGCACAUCUCCAGGCAAGUGGAUCUGGCUCUGGGAUCGAACCUGCAAUCUUGGCGCAUCGUAUGACGGUCUGACCUAAUGUGCUAACUGUCCAGGGCCACUCUUUGCUUCCUUUGAGAGGUGUUUCCGCCCCCUUCCCACGAGGACAUCUGUGAUUACGUCAGAUCAUCUAGGACACCCUCUCCAUCUCAAGGCCAUUGACAAUCACAUCUGUGAAGUCGCUGUUGACACACAGAGCUCCAGGACUGGGCGUAUCCUCCCGGCAUGGCCACCACUGCCCCCUCUCAGCCGCUGCUCACCACCAAGGUCGCCAGUUCUGAGAACAGCACCUCCUUCUAUGACUACGAGGACUACCUGGACCUGGAGGCCUUCCUGCUCUGCAGAAAGGACGAGGUGCUGUACUUCAGCAAAGUCUUCCUGCCGGUCUUCUACAGCCUGGUCUUUGUGCUGGGCCUGGGCGGGAAUCUCCUUCUGCUUGUGGUCCUGCUCCGGUACGUGCCUCGCAGGCGGAUGACAGAGGUCUAUCUGUUGAACCUGGCUAUCUCCAACCUCCUGUUCGUGGUGACCCUGCCCUUCUGGGUCAUCUCCGUGGCCUGGCAUUGGAUCUUUGGGAGUUUUUUGUGCAAGGCGGUGAGCACACUCUAUACCAUCAACCUCUACAGUGGCAUCUUCUUCAUUAGCUGCAUGAGCCUGGACAAGUAUCUAGAGAUCGUCCACGCUCGGGCCCACCACAGGCUGAGGGCCUGGGUCAAGCGCUGGGUCCUUGUUGUCGUGGUCUGGGCUGUGGCCCUGGCUGUCUCCAUCCCCGACAUGAUCUUCGUGCAGACGCAUGAAAACCCCAAGGGCGUGUGGAACUGCUAUCCGGAUUUCGGGGGGCACGGGACCUUCUGGAAGCUCCUUCUGCGCUUCCAGCAGAACAUUCUGGGGUUUCUCCUUCCACUCUUUACCAUGAUCUUCUUCUAUUCCCGCAUCGUCUCGGUCCUGGUGAGGCUAAAGCCCCCAGGCCGGGGCCGGGCUCUGAAGAUAGCCAUCGCCCUGGUGGUGGCCUUCUUCCUGUUCUGGUUCCCGUACAACCUGGUCUUGUUUCUGCACUCGCUGAUGGACCUGAAAGUCCUAUGGGACUGCAAGGUCAGCCGGUACCUGGAUUAUGCACUGCAGGUGACAGAGACCAUUGCCUUCUUUCACUGCUGCUUCACGCCUGUCCUCUACGCCUUCUCCGCCCGCUGCUUUCUUCCGUACCUGAAGGCUUCCCUGGCCACGGUGUGCGGGUGGCACCAUGCACCUUGCCCUCCCCAGGCCCCACUGUCCAGCUGUAGUGAGAGUAGUAACCUCACUGGCCAAGAAGAAAUGACCAGCGUGAAUGACCUUGGGGAGAGGCAGGCUGAGGACUCCCCCAACAAGGAGGGUGUGAGGGAAAAGGAAGCCCAAGUGGCCAUGCUAUAGUCUGAUGAGAGUGGAUGGGACCCAGCUCAGUUGGGCAUCCACCCAAAUUCUUCUCUCCAAGGGUCUCACUGACGAUGUUGCUAAGCCCAGCGGUCAGUUUUCAGCUCUCAGCCAUCACCAGCAUCCGCUCACUCCUUCCAGGACAUCAUACUCCCUGAACUGCUGCAACAGUUGCCCAGCUGACCUCUGUUUCCUAUCGUCAUGCCCUCCUAUCACUGAUUGCAGUGGUCCCCAACCUCUUUGGAACCAGGGACCAGUUUCUGUAACUACCUCUUUGUAAUUCUUAAUCCCCUCACCUCUUCAUUCAUUCCCCCACGCCCGCCUCCCAUCGAGGAACCAUCAAAAUGCUCUCUGGGCCCUGGCUGGUGCGGCUCAGUGGAUUGAGUGCUGGACUGUGAACCAAAUGGUGGCUGGUUUGAUCCCAGUCAGGGCACAUGGCUGGGUUGCGGGCCAGGUCCCCAGUAGGGGGCGCAUGAGAAGCAACCACACAUUGGUGUUUCUCUCCCUCUCUUUCUCCUUCCCUUUCCCUCUCUCUAAAAAUAAA